CGCCCCGCCCUGGUCAGCUGGGUUCCGCGUCCAGCCGGCUGCGGAGCAUCCCGGGCGGCGCGAACGGCCCAGCCAUGUCCGCAGCCAUGAGGGAGAGGUUCGACCGCUUCCUGCACGAGAAGAACUGCAUGACUGAUCUCCUGGCCAAGCUCGAGGCCAAGACCGGAGUGAACCGGAGCUUCAUCGCGCUCGGUGUCAUCGGACUGGUGGCUUUGUAUCUGGUGUUCGGCUAUGGAGCCUCUCUCCUCUGCAACCUGAUAGGUUUCGGAUACCCAGCCUACAUCUCAAUGAAAGCCAUUGAGAGUCUCAACAAAGAUGAUGACACCCAGUGGCUGACGUACUGGGUGGUGUACGGUGUGUUUAGCAUUGCCGAAUUCUUCUCCGAUCUCUUCCUGUCCUGGUUCCCCUUCUACUACAUGCUGAAGUGUGGCUUCCUGUUGUGGUGCAUGGCGCCCAGCCCGUCUAACGGGGCUGAAUUGCUCUACAGACGAAUCAUCCGUCCUGUCUUCCUGAAGCACGAGUCCCAGGUAGACAGUGUGGUGAAGGACGUGAAGGACAAAGCCAAAGAGACUGCAGAUGCCAUCAGCAAAGAAGUCAAGAAAGCUACGGUGAACUUGCUGGGCGAUGAGAAGAAGAGCACCUGAGUCCUGGCUGGCGCCCCUUCCCCACUCACCCCCUUAGAGCCUCCAUGUUAUGCUAGGGACAGUGGCACAGUCGUUGGAUAAUGUUGCCUUGGAAACUUGCUGAUGUAUUAAAAAUGGAAUGUGUUGUAA
Messenger RNA from Arvicanthis niloticus (Nile rat), 773 nucleotides. It is a transcript of the gene Reep5, whose product is annotated as receptor accessory protein 5. The record is from RefSeq and is a predicted model, not a curated record. NCBI's taxonomy places the organism in Eukaryota, Metazoa, Chordata, Mammalia, Rodentia, Muridae.